AGUGUCCAGAACUUGGGAUUGUAACUCAAAGCUACUUCUGCACGGGUGAGACGGGAUGGAUAGUAACAUCCACCUGGGUAGUUUGAUAAGUCGGCACGAUGAUGAAGCUACAAGAACAUCUACAUCUGAAGGGCUGGAGGAGGGGGAAGUGGAGGGGGAGACACUCCUGAUUGUGGAGUCAGAGGACCAGGCAUCAGUAGACUUAUCUCAUGAUCAGAGUGGGGAUUCCCUCAACAGUGAUGAAGGAGACGUGUCCUGGAUGGAGGAACAGCUGUCUUUCUUUUGUGACAAGUGUCAAAAGUGGAUUCCAACCAGUCAGCUGAGGGAACAGAUCAGUUACCUGAAGGGUGAUAACUUUUUUAGAUUUACGUGUUCUAAUUGUUCAGACGAUGGCAAGGAGCAAUAUGAAAGACUGAAGCUAACAUGGCAGCAAAUUGUCAUGUUGGCAAUGUACAACUUGUCUCUGGAAGGAAGUGGGCGCCAAGGUUACUUCAGAUGGAAAGAAGAUAUCUGUUCAUUUAUUGAGAAACAUUGGACUUUUUUACUAGGGAAUAGGAAAAAGACUUCAACGUGGUGGAGCACAGUAGCUGGUUGCCUCAGUGUGGGAAGUCCUAUGUACUUCCGUUCUGGUGCUCAGGAAUUUGGAGAACCAGGAUGGUGGAAGCUUGUUCACAACAAGCCCCCUACAAUGAAACCUGAAGGAGAGAAGUUGUCUGCUUCUACUCUGAAAGUUAAAGCCUCAAAACCAAUUCUAGACCCCAUCAUUACUGUGGAGGGACUGAGGAAACGAGUGAGUCGGAAUCCUGUGGAAUCUGCCAUGGAGUUAAAGGAGAAAAGGUCACGUACUCAAGAAGCUAAAGACAUUAGAAGAGCCCAGAAGGAGGCGGCGGGUUUUCUCGACAGAAGCACUUCUUCUACCCCUGUCAAAUGUAUUAGCCGAGGCCGCAGGCCAGAGGUGAUUCUUGAAAAAGGAGAAGUGAUUGACUUUUCAUCCUUGAGCUCCUCCGAUCGAACCCCCCUGACAAGCCCCUCUCCUUCUCCAUCGUUGGAUUUCUCUGCCCCUGGAACACCUGCUUCUCAUUCAGCCACUCCCAGCCUACUUUCAGAAGCAGAUCUCAUUCCAGAUGUGAUGCCCCCACAAGCCUUGUUUCAUGAUGAUGAUGAGAUGGACGGUGAUGGAGUUAUAGACCCAGGAAUGGAGUACAUCCCACCCUCUGCUGGGUCAGCAGCUUCUGGGACAGUGGUUGGGGGCAGAAAGGUCAGAGCACCUGAACAGAUAAAGCAGGAGGUAGACAGUGAGGAGGAAAAACCAGACCGGAUGGACAUUGACAGCGAAGACACCGAUUCUAACACGUCUUUGCAAACAAGAACUCGAGAAAAUAGGAAGCCUCAACUGGAGAAGGACACGAAACCUAAAGGCCCCAAGUAUACGCCCAUGAGCAUCUAUGAGGAAAAGCUGAUUCUGAAGAGAUUGGAAGCUUGUCCCAGUGCUGUUGCUAUGACGCCUGAAGCUCGGAGACUAAAGCGUAAAUUGAUUGUCAGACAAGCAAAACGGGAUCGGGGAUUACCACUUUUUGACUUGGAUCAAGUUGUUAAUGCUGCUCUUCUAUUAGUUGAUGGAGUUUAUGGAGCCAAGGAAGGAGGCAUUUCUAGAUUUCCAGCUGGCCAUGCCACCUACAGAACAACCUGCCAGGACUUCAGAAUUCUUGACCGAUACCAGACUGCCUUGCCAUACAGGAAAGGAUUUCGGCACCAAACCACUAAAUUUUUGUAUCGCCUUGUGGGGUCAGAAGAUAUGGCUGUGGACCAAAGUAUCAUUAGCCCCUACACUUCUCGGAUCUUAAAACCUUAUAUCAGGCGUGACUAUGAAACAAAGCCACCCAAACUACAGCUCCUGUCACAGAUUCGCGCCCACCUGCACAGGAGUGACCCUCACUGGACACCUGAGCCUGAUGCACCUCUCGAUUACUGCUAUGUUCAGCCAAACCACAUCCCAACGAUAAACUCUAUGUGUCAUGAGUUUUUCUGGCCGGGCAUCGACUUGUCUGAGUGCCUGCAGUAUCCAGACUUUAGUGUGGUUGUCCUUUAUAAAAAAGUCAUCAUUGCCUUUGGCUUCAUGGUCCCUGAUGUGAAAUAUAACGAAGCUUACAUUUCAUUUCUGUUUGUACAUCCGGAAUGGAGAAGAGCAGGCAUUGCAACUUUCAUGAUUUAUCAUCUGAUUCAGACCUGCAUGGGUAAGGAUGUGACCCUUCACGUUUCAGCAAGCAACGCUGCUAUGCUGCUGUAUCAGAAAUUUGGAUUCAAGACUGAAGAAUAUGUCUUAGAUUUUUAUGAUAAAUAUUACCCCUUGGAGAGUAAGGAAUGUAAACAUGCAUUCUUUCUGAGACUGCGUCGUUGAUGGGAAUACAGCUCUUCACAGAGAACGGCAUCAUCUGUGAGAGAAGAGAUCUUUAUUCUGCAUAGGCAGUUACUCCUUUCAUUGGGGGUUCUUGUCCUCACUGCAAGUAAAUGUCGUUCAUUCAAACCUCGGAAUUGAGAUGAGUAAAAAUCAUGUGAAGGGGAAGCAGUCGGAGAAGACCUACAGAAAGUAACUCUUCAGUCUUCUGCUUCAUCCACCACGUGAAGACUCCACAGCUAAACCGAGUGAUACAGUUGUCCUUCCACCUGGCAGCUUGUAAAAGAGCAGCUGGUGUUCUGGUGAGAGAUUUCUGUCUGCCCUAGCCUAAAGGAUGAGAACAUGUGUAGCCAUCAACGAUUCAUCUCGUGGCCUAGAGGCAUGUUCCUGCAGAAGACGCCCUAUGUCCUAUGAUGAGGAGAGCAAUGUGUAAGAUGAUUGUUACAUUAAGUGAUUCCAACCCAGUUCCCACCCAUUGACUUGGUGUGUUAUCACUGGGUAUGAGAAGACUUGGGGGAUGGAAGUUCUGUUUUCUCUCUUGCUGAUUUUGGUCACAGCCAGGGAAAACAAAUAUUUGUGUAUCUAUGCUACCUAUCCUCUACUUCGCAUUACCAUCUCCCCGAGAGGGACUUUAUCCUAGCAACAGAGACUCUCAUUCUCUUAAUGCUUGUGGAAAUUGGUUUGGGUUGUGAUAGUUGAACAGCCUGCUCUCUGGCACUUGGUCAUGCCCUUGGCAGUUGAGCUGUUGGAGUGGAGGUAAGAGGUGGUAGAAUUAGAGCUAACUAUGGACACAGCAUGUGUCCUAUGUUCAGGACUAGGUUUUUAGAUAGUGGAGUUGAUGGUAUUUCUGCGUUUGUUUUUGUCUUAUUUUUAAUCUAAUGAGCAUUUCCAAAGUUAUCAGUUGUUCACAAAUAAAAAUAUUUUUUUGUGACAGUUUUGUGAAAGCUUUGUAGUCAGUUUUUUCCCCCGUUAAGUGAGAUCAUGAAAUUUAACCAUUUUUCGAACAUGGAUCUCUUUGAGAAGCUGAAGAAAGCUGAAUAAUACUUAACUGUCUUUCUAGAAAACUGCCUAUGCACAUUCAAAAGUUUGUGCCACAGGUCUGUGACCACAAUUUAAAACUUCUGUCCUAGAGGCUGGGCUUGCACCCAUCUUAUCAGAAUGUGUUGCGCUCCCCGACACAAAGCCCAGGACUUACUCUGUUACCUGGGAAGUUGCAUACAGGCUCUACUUCACGUUGUGCAAGGAACUUGUCACAGCACUUUCUCGUUUUCUUCUCUCUCUCCUCCUCCCCCAUUAUUUUUUCCCUUCCUUUUAGAAAGUUUUUCAGCCCAGUAAAGGUUUUUUGACAAAAUGGAUUGUAACCCACUAAAUAAACUGAAGAGGUGAAGUUUUCCAA
Echinops telfairi (small Madagascar hedgehog) is the source of this 3791-nucleotide messenger RNA. RefSeq names its product lysine acetyltransferase 14 (gene KAT14). The transcript has 10 exons. Gene Ontology annotation, molecular function: acyltransferase activity, transferring groups other than amino-acyl groups. Bases 56 to 2398 code for a protein of 780 amino acids. The record is from RefSeq and is a predicted model, not a curated record. Lineage: Eukaryota; Metazoa; Chordata; Mammalia; Afrosoricida; Tenrecidae.